This is a messenger RNA of Manihot esculenta (cassava), 1069 nucleotides long. RefSeq names its product bidirectional sugar transporter SWEET3. The coding region runs from base 112 to 861 and encodes 249 amino acids. Gene Ontology annotation, cellular component: membrane. Gene Ontology annotation, biological process: carbohydrate transport. The record is from RefSeq and is a predicted model, not a curated record. Gene Ontology annotation, molecular function: sugar transmembrane transporter activity. Lineage: Eukaryota; Viridiplantae; Streptophyta; Magnoliopsida; Malpighiales; Euphorbiaceae. The transcript is spliced from 7 exons.
GGUAUAUAUAUUCCCUUGAUAUGAUAGACCACAGAACAUACUUGUCUAGUGAGUUUUUCGAUCCUUUCUUCUGUUGUUGGUACCCUUUUCUCUAUUUCUUAGUUAAAAAACAUGGGAGAUCGGCUGCGUUUGGCAAUUGGAGUUCUGGGCAAUGCAGCUUCUUUGUUACUUUACACUGCACCCAUAUUAACUUUCACGAGGGUGGUAAGAAAGAGAAGCACCGAGGAGUUUUCAUGCAUUCCUUACAUCAUUACGCUGUUGAACUGUCUCCUUUACACUUGGUAUGGAUUGCCUGUGGUGAGCUACAAAUGGGAAAAUUUCCCUCUCGUCACUAUCAAUGGUCUAGGCAUCCUUCUUGAGAUUUCUUUCAUUAUCAUAUAUUUUCGUUUCGCUGAAACUAGACGAAAGAUAAAAGUUGGUGUUACGUUGCUUCCAGUACUCCUAUUAUUCUCUAUAGUUGCAGCUGUCUCGUCUUUUGCAUUCCACGAUCACCAUAGUCGCAAGAUUUUCACAGGAAGUGUUGGUCUGGUGGUAUCCGUGGGAAUGUAUGGUUCUCCAUUAGUGGUUAUGAAGCAAGUAAUACAAACAAAAAGCGUGGAAUUCAUGCCAUUCUACUUAUCAUUUUUUUCAUUCCUGGCAAGCUCUCUGUGGCUAGCUUAUGGACUACUCAGCCAUGAUCUCUUUAUCGCGUCUCCUAAUUUCCUCGGUGCCCCGUUAGGCAUCCUCCAACUUCUCUUGUACUGCAAGUACAGAAAAAGGGGUGUCAUGGAAGAACCACAGAAAUGGGAUGUAGAAAAGAAUGAAGACAAAUCCAAGCAGUUGCAGCUCGUGGUUAAUGACGAUACUAAUGGCAAAAGUUGAAGAAUUGGCUGGCAAUAUUCCUUUUGGGUGGGAAUAAAGUUCAAUGAAGCUAUUGGGAAGGCAGUAAGAACAGCUGAAGUUGUAUAAUGAAGGAAGAUAGUUGUAGUUCCAUUUCCAUGAUUUUAAUGAUAUUAUAUAUUUUUAUGAUGCUAAUUGAGUAAUAUAAUGUCCUCUAUUGAAUAAAAUAUCGAUGCAAAGGAAUUUCUCA